This is a messenger RNA of Closterium sp. Yama58-4, 1278 nucleotides long. NCBI's taxonomy places the organism in Eukaryota, Viridiplantae, Streptophyta, Zygnematophyceae, Desmidiales, Closteriaceae. The record is from the annotation of a GenBank genome assembly.
AUGGCCCCUCUCAAGCUGUAUACGUUCUCGCACAACAGAAAUGCCUACAAGGCGUUGAUCGCAGCCGAGUAUACCGGGGCCAAGAUCGAGAUUCCCGCAUUCGAGUUCGGCAAGACCAACAAGACCAAGGAAUUCCUCGCCUGGAAUCCCAUCGGCAAGGUGCCAGUUCUGCAGACCCCCGACGGUCCCAUCUUUGAGAGCAACGCCAUCGCCAAAUACGUCGCCAAGUCGUCAGAUAAAGGCGGCCUCACGGGCACCUCGGUCUAUGAAACUGCGUUGAUCGACCAAUGGAUCGACUUCACAACCAACGAGAUCGACGCGCCCCUCUGGAGGUGGUUCACCCCCUUCUACGGCUACGGCACCAAGAUCCAAGAGGUGGAGGACAAGGCGAAGGAGGCGUGCAAACGCGGCCUCGCGUCGUUCAACUCGUAUUUGGAGUCGCACACCUUCCUUGUUGGUGACCGGGUUACCCUCGCUGACAUCGUCGCCGUUUCGCAGCUGUGGACCGGGUACAUCACAAUGUUUACCCCCGAAUUCAUGAAGGAAUUUCCCCACGUGGACCGGUACUGGAACACGCUGAUCAACCAGCCCAAGGUGAAAAAGGUCAUCGGCGAUGUGCAGCAGGCGCAGGCGCAGCCCACGGGGGUGACCACGUGGUUCGAGGGGCCAAUCGGAAAGCUCCAGGCCGCCGCUGCUCCCAAGCCCGCCCCUGCGGCUGCCGCCAAGCCCGCGGCGGCGGCGGCGGCGGCUGCUGACGGCGAGGAGGCGGAGGCGCCGAAGCCCAAGGCGAAGAACCCGCUGGACCUGCUGCCGCCCAGCCCCAUGGUGAUGGACGCGUGGAAGCGGCUCUACUCCAACACCAAGGCCAAGGACUUCCGUGAAGUCGCCAUCAAGGGCUUCUGGGACAUGUACGACCCUGAGGGCUAUUCUCUCUGGUUCUGCGACUACAAGUACAACGAGGAGAACACGGUCAAGUUUGUCACGCUCAACAAGGUCUCGGGCUUCCUGCAGCGCAUGGACCUCGCGCGCAAGUACGCCUUCGCCAAGAUGUGCAUCCUGGGCCCUGAUGCAGGCCCGUUUGUGAUCAAGGGCGUGUGGCUCUUCCGUGGAAGCGAGGUGCCCAAGUUUGUACUCGACGAGUGCUACGACUGCGAGCUCUAUGAGUGGACCAAGGUCGACCUUUCUGACGCUGCACAGAAGGAGCGCGUGAGCCAAUACUUUGAGGAGCCCGAUGAAAUUGACGGGCUUGUGCUGCAGGAGGCCAAGUGCUUCAAAUGA